UACGUGGUGACGUCAUUUCUAUAUGAGCGCGAGCGGCGGGAGCUUGGGUCUUUUUACCGCCAGUCGCGCGGCGCCUCCUCGUCGUUCCUGAGUCACUGCGAGCCCCGGUCCGGCGCAGUUGGCCAUCUCAUUCGUCAUGCACUUUUCUCCAACUUCUGAAGCACCUAAAGUACAGGUCCUACAGACAACAGCCUCAUUCACUAUACAACCCUGAUUCAGCCCAAGAACAUAGUCCAGCCUGCAUGCAGAAGGCAGUGAGUGUCAUGGAAAAAGUGUGUGUAAUCAUGAUGUAACUAAGAUUGUGAUACUGCAUACACACAAGGGGCCAAAUUAAAGUGUCACAGAGGUAUGAACAUCUGCAACUCCCAUGGAUUUCAGUGGAAACUGCUUUCUGAGGUCUGAGAACAUGGCGGACAUUGACAACAAAGAACAGGCUGAACUUGACCAACAGGAUAUGGAAGAUGUUGAAGAAGUGGAAGAAGAAGAAACUGGCGAGGAUGCCAACAGUAAAGCUCGGCAGCUGACUGUGCAGAUGAUGCAAAAUCCUCAGAUUCUUGCAGCCCUUCAGGAAAGACUUGAUGGUCUGGUAGGAACAUCUACAGGAUAUAUAGAAAGCUUGCCUAAGGUAGUUAAGAGACGGGUGAAUGCGCUCAAGAACCUUCAAGUUAAGUGUGCACAGAUAGAAGCAAAGUUCUACGAGGAAGUUCAUGAGCUGGAAAGAAAGUAUGCUGCUCUCUAUCAACCUUUGUUUGAUAAGCGAAGUGAAAUCAUCAAUGCAACUUACGAACCUACAGAGGAAGAAUGUGAAUGGAAAGCAGAUGCUGAAGAGGAAAUUUCAGAGGAAAUGAAAGAGAAGGCCAAGCUUGAAGAGGAGAAAAAAGAUGAAGAAAAGGAAGACCCUAAAGGAAUUCCUGAGUUUUGGCUGACAGUAUUUAAGAAUGUUGACUUGCUUAGUGAUAUGGUUCAGGAACAUGAUGAACCUAUCCUGAAACAUUUAAAAGAUAUUAAAGUGAAGUUCUCAGAAGCCGGUCAGCCUAUGAGUUUCACGUUAGAAUUUCACUUUGAAUCAAAUGACUUCUUCACAAAUGAAAUGUUGACAAAAUCAUACAGAAUGAGAUCAGAGCCAGAUGAUUCAGAUCCCUUCUCCUUUGAUGGACCAGAAAUUAUGGGUUGUACAGGGUGCCAAAUAGACUGGAAAAAAGGAAAAAAUGUUACUUUGAAAACAAUCAAAAAGAAGCAGAAACACAAGGGACGUGGGACAGUUAGAACAGUGACAAAAACUGUCUCCAAUGAUUCUUUCUUCAAUUUCUUUAGUCCUCCUGAAGUUCCUGAAAGUGGAGACCUGGAUGAUGAUGCUGAAGCAAUCCUUGCUGCAGAUUUUGAAAUCGGCCACUUUUUACGUGAGCGUAUAGUCCCACGAUCAGUAUUGUACUUUACAGGGGAAGCUAUUGAAGAUGAUGAUGAUGAUUAUGAUGAAGAAGGUGAGGAGGCAGAUGAUGAGGAAGGGGAGGAAGAAGCAGAUGAAGAAAAUGAUCCAGAUUAUGACCCGAAGAAGGAUCAAAACCCAGCAGAAUGCAAGCAGCAGUGAAGCAGUGUGUAUGUGGCCUUGAGGAUUACCUGCACUGUAAUAGCCUAAACACAACUGUUAGUUACUUACAGCCUUAUGUUUUGUAUCUUCUUGGUAGAAUUAAGUAAACAAUUCGUUAAAAUGAAAUAAAACACACAAGUACCAGUUUAAAAUGUAGGUUCAUUCUACCUAGCAUUUUAAUAGUAUACUUUUCUGCCAAUAUGUAGAAUGCAGUAAAUACCCUAAAGCAUGAAUGUUAAUUCAUCGCUACAUAGUUUGGUUCUUGUGAAGUCUUUCGUCAUUAGACUGCAGCUGUGAAGAUUAUCAGAACUGUUAACUGAGACCAAUAUUUGUUUAGAGAAAAUCCUCUCCUGAAAAACCAACCAAAGUAUUUUCAGCCCAGUAGUUUGAAUGGGUUUGUCUGCUUGCACUAGCUGUGCCUUCAUUACCUUGUUAGAGAAAUGGCAGUGACUUGUACUAACUAGGAGAUGAUGCAUUUCUGGAUUUGACUACUUCAGACGACUAGUAUAAUUCAUUUAACUUCCAACAAGACCACAUUAAAUGUUCAUAACUGUCUGCUUGUUUAUGCUAUGGGUUUUGUAUUUUAUGUGACAGUGAUCUACAAAGGAAACCCAGUAAUCAUAUUAAGGUUAUUGUUUACCACUGGGGUGUGAAUAAAACCUAGUAUUUUCAGAA
Gopherus flavomarginatus (Mexican gopher tortoise) is the source of this 2263-nucleotide messenger RNA. RefSeq names its product nucleosome assembly protein 1 like 1 (gene NAP1L1). NCBI's taxonomy places the organism in Eukaryota, Metazoa, Chordata, Testudines, Testudinidae. The record is from RefSeq and is a predicted model, not a curated record. Gene Ontology annotation, molecular function: chromatin binding; histone binding. The transcript is spliced from 17 exons. Gene Ontology annotation, cellular component: nucleus; chromatin. Gene Ontology annotation, biological process: nucleosome assembly. Bases 368 to 1588 code for a protein of 406 amino acids.